UCGUAGCAAAAUCAUCGCAGCAGCCAGUGCAGAAAACAGCUGCCGCCUGUUUAGUGAUAACGGGCCGUUGAAAAAUUGUAAAAUUUUGUUUAAGUGUAUUAACAUUGAGGGGUUUAUUGGUGUAAACAGUAAUUUUUCAUGGAACUUGCUUAACUUUACAUUGAAACGGAUUCCAUCGUAGUGCUUGGCAAGUCGUCGCUCCAUCGAGUGGUGGUACAUGGAGGAAAAGGGGGGGGCAUGUAAGUGUCCUUGAUUUUCCUGAGCUCGCAAAAAGUGUACUUCAAGCCAGUUUGUGAGUGUAUCCGGGGGGCGGACGGAAGACCUCUGCUGCGAGGAAUUCGAAAUCAAGCUGUGAUCCCGCGACCGACUCGCUCUACAGGGGGAAGCUUGUUGACAAAAGCAGGAAUUCAAAUCAUCGGUUCCACAUAUCGCAGUUUGGUAGCAGCAAAUCUCGCAGUCCAUUAAGGAUCGUGCAAGGAGUAGUAGUCGCAGCAGGAGCAAACAAUCUCACAAUCAGGCGAAGGUGAAGUUCCGAUCAGACCGGAUGGGCGCGCUCUCUCUCUCGCUCACUAUUGGGAAUGCUGCAGUAUGCGUGUAGUAAAAACGAGGUGUACAUAAUCCGGUUGCCGUGUGUCUGUGCAUGCCACCGCUGUGCCGUGGUAUCGUGAAAACAGAUUUUCAUUCCCAAACCUGAGCGGCUGCCUGCUUCGUUGUGCGGUGCGCGGGAGAAUUCGAUUGAAAAAUGUGAGGAAAAUGCUGCCACAAGUUUCCUGCCCUCAGCGUAUCAGUGUGACUGUUAAUUGCUCGUGAGAAAAUCUGCAAAACGCAAAGCAUCGAUUUGAUCCGUAUGUUUUGUGCAUAGUAGCAGAGCAGGCCACUGCUCUUUCCAGUUUUUCAUUAGCAACCAUAAGGUGACACACAGCGACUGGCGAAACGUGCUAACCAGCAACCAUAGCGAGCUACUAGAUCUUCCACGUGUGUGUGCUGGAUUGAGGCUGAUAAAAUGUUUCCCGAGAUAAAUCCUCCCCGGAAAAUGUCCUUCCAAGCAGAUCCGGUCGAUUUCAAAGAAAAGCUCAUAGCGACGGUGAAAAAGGAGGUGAAGCAGGUGAUGGAAGAAGCCGUCACUAAGAAGUACAUUCACGAAGAGUCCUGCUCGGUGACGGCCCUGUGUGCGGCUGUCGAGGCCUGUCUGAGCCAGGGUUUGCGGCGGCGGGCACUCGGCCUGUUUAAGACAUCGUCCACCACCGCCCUGCUGCACAAGGUGGCCAAGCACUGUCCCGAGGCAGCCUGUAUCAGCAAGAAGGUGCAGGAUAUUGAAAACAGCGAUCCCAACAAACGAUCCUCUUCCAGCAGCGACAGUACGAACAAGCCGCCGAUACUCAAGAAGGGUAGCAGCAAUUCCGUGUCGACCACCACACCGCCACAAUCGCCGCCCGUCGUCAAAUACCUGUGGAUACGGUUGGCUUUGUACGAGAAGAAACUGUCCCGCAUCAUCGAUCAUUUGGUGACGAACGCGACGCGCUAUUACGAACGGGACUCGCUGGUUGCUGAUCCGGACUACGGCUCGAUCCUGAGCUCACUGCUCGUUGGACCUUGCGCCCUGGAUUACUCGCGUGCCAAAACUGCCGAUCACUUCUGGACGGAUCCUCCAGCAGACGAACUGGUACAACGUCAUCGCAUUAGCUCCAGUAACCCAACGCCACCGGCCUACAGGAGACCGAUGUUGAACUUUAAGCGCAGUCUGCACACCAGCUCGGAGGAGGGCAGCAUGGCGUCGUUCAAGUCGAACAGCUUGGCAUCUGCCUCGAAGGACUACGUCGAAUCGUUGCACCAAAACUCCCGGGCAACAUUACUGUAUGGCAAAAACAAUGUCCUCGUGCUUCCGAAGGACGUCAGCGAGCCGAUGCCGGGAUAUUUGAGCCUGCACCAGACGGUCCAAUCGCUCACGAUCAAGUGGACACCGAACCAGCUGAUGAAUGGGUACGCCGAGUCGGAGUGCAUCGACAAGAGUUCGUACUGGGCGUACGCACUGAACGUCAACGUGGACGAGAUCGUGUACGUCCAUUGUCAUCAGGCACGGGGCGGUGAUACCGGUGGGACGGUCAUUCUCGUGGGCCAGGAUGGUGUCCAGCGGCCUCCGAUUCACUUCCCCGAAGGUGGCCACAUGGCUGCAUUUUUGAGCUGCCUCGAAACAGGUUUACUGCCACACGGCCAACUGGAUCCACCACUAUGGUCACAGCGUGGAAUCGGACGUAUCUUCCCAUGGCCCCAGAAAUCACGACGUCGUCCGCUACCCUCAGUACUCGAGGGCAACGAUGAACUGCCGAUUGACUACGUGUUCCGGGUGGUGAAUAAGGGCAAUACGGAUGAGUUCUUGGCUACACAUUCGAUUCUGGAGCUUGGCCGUACAAGCCCCCGUUAUCGGGCACAGCUGAGCAGCUGCUCUACCAACGAGAGUAGCGAUUGUUCCAGCAAAAGCCUCUCGAUCGACGCCAUGUCCAUUGACAGCCCAAAUCCCCAAUCGAAUCAAUCGACGAGCAUCGCUCUGGUGUGCUCCACGAUGAAGCGACAGAUCAUUUCGCGUGCGUUUUACGGUUGGCUAGCGUACUGUCGCCAUCUGUCCACGGUACGCACCCACCUGUCGGGGCUUGUCAAUGGACGGAUUACACCGGAAUCGGGUGCCGAGGAGGGUUUAACAAGGGCACGUUGGGAAAGUUUGCACGACGAGGCGGGUGUCGUCGGUGACGACCAAGAGGUGUAUCGGUUGGUCUACUAUGGUGGCGUCGAUCAUGACAUCCGGAAGGACGUGUGGCCGUAUCUGCUGGGCCAUUAUAGCUUCGGUAGCACACCGGAGGAGCGAGCGGAACUGGAUGAGACGGCGAAGCACUACUAUGAGACAACGAUGAGCGAAUGGUUGGCCGUCGAGGCGAUUGUCCGCCAGCGGGAUAAGGAGAAAACGGCGGUGGCCGUCGCCAAGCUGAGUUCCGGCAGUGGUAGCAUGGAGAACAAGAGCAAAACCAUCGACCAGGAAGGAGCGGAUGAUGAGGAUGAGGAGGAAGAGAUGGAGAAUGAAGUGUUCGAGGAGAACGGAUUCUCUGACAUGUCCGAACCGGAGGUCGAGGGAGAGGAACGAAAGGAACGGAAGGCGGAAGCGCAAAGUACGAAGGAAAGCUUUACGCUUCCCGUCGUCAUUCGACAAAACAGUGAAACCGAGGAACCCACCACCGCCGGUGGUAGUGCUGAGGCGAAUGGCCCAAAGGAUCCACGAGAUCCGGAGCAGGAGGAAGGAGAGGAUGAGGAGGACUUUGACAGCAACAAAAGCUCUCCAUCGGACUCCUCGUAUGCUACUGUCGGAAAUGACUUUAUCGAUGUGGCCGAGAUCAUAUCUCCCAUGAACGCGACGGAGAAGGAGAUGGUGGAGCGCAUGCAGGAGGGAGACGAUGAAGAUUGUCCACCAUCCGAUGGUCCCAACGACGAGGACGAGAUGGGACCGGACUCACCGAAAUCUUCAGAGCAACCGCGCGCUGUGAUCGUUACCGAUGCUUCCAUUGAUGUUACGAUGCUACAGAAUGAGGUAAGGGAGCUGAACAACAACAACACACUGUCGACACUGGUGGAAGAGGGUUCCGGGAGCAACCAUCCACAAGCGCUGGAUUCGCUACAAGAACCAAAGUCUGCCUGUGUUUCACCGGCCAGUUCAAACGGAGGCAUCUACAGUAGUGAACUGUUGGAGUCGUUCGGUUUGAACCUGCACCGCAUCGAGAAGGAUGUACAGCGAUGCGAUCGGAACUAUUGGUACUUUGCCAAUGAAAAUCUGGACAAACUGCGGAAUGUUAUCUGCACAUACGUUUGGGAGCAUUUGGAUGUUGGCUACAUGCAGGGUAUGUGCGAUCUAGUAGCUCCCCUUCUGGUCAUCUUUGAUGACGAAUCGCUAAGUUACGGUUGCUUCUGCCGGUUCAUGGAGCGUAUGAUCGAAAACUUCCCUAACGGUGGUGCGAUGGAUAUGCACUUUGCCAACAUGAGAUCACUGAUACAGAUCUUGGAUUCGGAAAUGUACGAUCUGAUGCAUGCGCACGGUGACUACACGCACUUCUACUUUUGCUACCGUUGGUUCCUGCUCGAUUUCAAGCGCGAGCUCAUCUACGCCGACAUCUUCUCCGUGUGGGAAGUAAUCUGGGCGGCCAAGCACGUCGCUUCGGCACACUUUGUCCUCUUCCUAGCGCUGGCACUGCUAGAAACGUACCGUGAUAUCAUUCUCUCCAACAGCAUGGAUUUCACGGACAUUAUUAAAUUUUUCAACGAAAUGGCAGAAAGGCACAACACCCCAUCCGUGCUGAAGCUGGCGCGUAACUUGGUGCUACAGCUGCAGACGAUCAUCGAGAAUAAGUAAUUUGGCGUAUCCAUCUGUUCAAGAGUUCGGUAGUAAAUAUCCCGUUGAUCGGGAUCCACCAUAUUGGGCUGGUAUCGUACAAGCGCUAGGUCAGCAUCACGUACAAGAGAACAUACAGCGAAUAUAAACAUGAGGUAUGAGGACGGGGAGUUGCUCCCUUGUGUAGCAUAAUCUACGUCAAGAUAGCCGCAGUUCAGUACCUUAUUACCGAUCAAGCCCCUUCUGCUCCCUGUCUAUCUUAGCUACAAUGGCUGCAAGUCACACCUAUCGCUCUAAUUGAACUGUUGCUGGUUUCAAACUGUUUUGUAUACGUAUAUGUAGUAACACUAGCUGCCAAAUUGGCGGUUCUCCUUCCUGCGGUCCCUUAAGAAUCCCCGCAGUCUAAUCUCCGCCUACCUGUAACUUGUAACCCAUGUGUGAUCGUCGCUUAUAUGGCUGUUAUUCUCUCCCUGUCCGUGGAACUCUUAUUUGAUUUUCGUUGUUGUUGAUGCUAAUGAUGUUGUUGUUGCUGUUGUUGUGAGCGUGUUCUUCUAUACAUCGAGAUCCCGUUUUGUUCAAUAAAACCACUCGGUUCAGUCGCUCGGUAUCUGUUUCGAUAGGUGUUCGCGCGUGUUAACUUUACAAUUGUUGAAGAUUUUAUGGACCGCUAGGCACGAAAGAGUCAGUGCAGAAGAAAUCGGCCCGGGUGAAGAAUAACUAGUGCCGAAUACGAAUUACUUCCAUCGCCAUCUGACCAUGUCUAUCGUUCUUCGCAUUACUAACCUGUUCCGUGUCCGUGUCUGAUCUUAAAGAAGGAGCAAAGUGCGCCAAUUUCUUGAAUUCAUAUUGAGCUCAUAAGAUGAGCGAAGUAUUGUUAGGGAAACUGCGUGAGCGUUAUCGAUCUUACCCAUAUGCAACGCGGUUACAAAAACCAACUCCCCGAGAUGCCCAACCAUUAGACAAAAGUUGCAAUUUAGCGUGCGUACUCGGGAAAAGUAACUUUCUUUCCUACACGCCAACCAUUCGGAAAUGGAGUUUCCGUUAGGGUGACACAUCCUUUUCCCUUUUUGGCUUUACGUUCUUAGUCACAUUGAUGUCUAUAUUAUGUAGCAAAACCAAAUUAUAAUGAUAAAACAAAUGGAAUCGCGGCCCGUGUGCGUGGAGGACAAAAUAAAAUAUCAUAAAUUACACUAAACUCACUCACAAAUCACACCACCAAUAUCCAACGCAAUUGAAUCUUAUGAUGAACCACACUACAAGGAAAAUGAUACAAAUAAACAAAAAAGCAUAUAGUCCUAGAGGUAUGACUAGGUUGGUUGUAUUAUGGCGGCUUGGAGUUAUUUUGAAAUCAUAUUU
Molecule: messenger RNA, 5725 nt
Organism: Anopheles darlingi
Lineage: Eukaryota; Metazoa; Arthropoda; Insecta; Diptera; Culicidae
Product: small G protein signaling modulator 1-like
Exons: 13
Coding region: 1004-4390 (1128 amino acids)
Biological process (GO): activation of GTPase activity
Molecular function (GO): GTPase activator activity
Source: RefSeq, a predicted model, not a curated record